UGAUCAGACAAGCACUCCUGCUACGACAAGCGUCGAGAAAAGACAAGAGUUCAAGUGGCGUGGACGUGGCUGAAGAAAACAGUAACCGUCGCAUUUGUCUGGAGCCGUACAAGGGACGUAAUCCAAAGCUUUUGCCCUGUUUUCACACACUUUGCCUCCCCUGUUUGAAAGACUUGGAACAGCACAGCCUGACUAAUUUCGAUUUGAACGAUGACACACUCACCUGUCAGAUAUGCCCCCAAGGUAACGAGGCCACAUAUAACUGUUCUGAGUGCAGCCAAAAUAUGUGCGACCAGUGCCAGCAAUGUCAUAACAAAUUUCUCCCCAGCCACCAGGUGCAACCUCUGACCUAUAGCCAGCAAACAUCUCAAAUGAACUUUCUACCAGUGAAGAAAGAUACCAUCACGCAACAACUCAAGGUGCUGGAGGCGGCGCUGGUGACGAUGAGGGAGAAGGAGGACACGCUGGAGCGGGAGAGGCAGGCGGUGGCUUACGUCAUCACCAGGCGGGCUGACGCCGCGAGGGCGCUAGUGACGCAGGCGGAGGAGAGGAGCCAGAGAGAGCUGACGGAAGUAGCUGAAAGGCUUAGAAUACAGAUACAAGAAGAGAUGGUAGCUACUCGCAAAAUCUACAGUAAAAUAUUUACAUUGAUAUCACUAGAACGGGAUACUGGUCAAGCGAAUCCAAUCAGCAGAAAGAUGCAGACGGUUCUACUCAGUGAUGAAAAUUUACAGUUGUAUCAAGAUCGAUGCAACAGGGGCAGACAAUCGAAGAUAAUUCUGCACCAGUACAACGACGACGCCAUUGACCUGAAGAUCGUAGGAGACUACAUAGGUACGGUGUGUGAUGGUAAACAACCUGCAGGGAAGACCAGCAAUGUGCAGGUGUCAGAGCUGUCAGACACAACAAAACUAUCAUGUGAUAUUGGAGAAAGGGAGGGGAUGUUGACACAUGAUACACCUUCACCCUACUUAGAGAGAUACAAUAGUGCGAUGAUGGAACUGGGUAUUCUCAAGGGAGAGAUCUCUAAUCUUCAGAAGGAUGUGACCAUUUUAAAAGAAAAGGACCCCAUGGUUGAGCAAAAAUUGAGAAGUUUUGAAGAAAAGUUGGAGAACGUUCAAGAAGACCUUUCAAGAACAGAAAAGGUAACGACCUCUAUAACGCAAGAGACGGAAACAGUAAAGACCGUCAACUGUAAACUGCAGAAUGUCAUCGACAAUAUGCAGAAGGAGUAUUCAAUUAUGAAAACAGAAACAGAUAAAUCCAAACAAAAUAUUAAAGACCUGAAGAGACACCUUAAAAGUUUUGAAGAAAAAUCCAGUUUCAUGGUGGCAUUUGACGUCAGACUCAGUGUUGAUAAAAAGGUUGAUGAGGGCUUCACCGAUAUCGUCAUGAGGAAUGUGAAGUGCAACGUGGGGGAGGCGUACGACAAGAGCACAGGUAUUUUCACUGCUCCUGUAACAGGUAUCUACUUCUUUAUGGCGAGAACAGUGAAAGUUAAAACAUCAGACCUCUCGCUUGAUAUACGUGUGGAUUGGCAUAUAGUUGCGGAAUCAUGUGCUAGUAGUGCGCCGAAAGCCGGUGGGAGCUGUAUUGUACACCUUGUAAAGAAACUGAGAAAAGGACGCAAUGUGUCACUGUUAUCGUUUACAUUCUCACAGGCUACAUUGCGAAGUAGUGAAACGUCCUUUUCUGGCGUGCUAGUGCAACCAGAGCUUGACAUUGAAUAGUCGUUAAGGUUUUUUCAGUAAGCCUGAAUAUAGCUUACCCAACAAGAUCGAAAUGUUGCCUCCAUGAUUGCCUCAUAGAGUAAGCUAUCAUUGCCUUGUAUCGCCGACGGAUAUUGAAACUAUAGUAUCCGUUAAAUUUCAAUUCAUAUUUCACAAAUAUCGGUUGAAAGCUGGAUUCAUAUUGAAGUCAAUAUUAAAAAAUGUCAUGUGUUGUUUCUUCUCGCCAAAUUUAAACUUUAUAUCUUGGUACCAGCCUUAGAAACUGCACCAACUUAAUAGUAGAAGUACAAAUAUUUAUUUUCUUGAGUUUGUUAAACAAUUUUUAUGUUUCCCAGACAUCACAGGAGCUAGCAGGAUAAAGACUCCUGGACAGAGUACUAGGUGGUAAAAUGAUUACAACAGUCCUAGCUUGAGUCUAUGACUAGAGGUUUUAGUUAUAUUUUUGUAGGAAGCUGGGUAUGAGCCCAAUUACUUGACUAAAUUUGUGAAAAAAAAACAUGCAAGUACAUUGGCACACAAAAUAGCUUAACGGUGUUGAGAAAUUUAGUUAUGAUAGUCAUGGAAGAUCCUUUUACCUGUUGAUCCUGUUUGGUCUCAUAGCAUCUGCUGAUAAGGAACAGUUUUGCUGCCUUUUCAUAGCAACUAACAUGUUUCCAUUAGCAUGUGUUGAUAGGAAAUGCCCACUAUAAACAGUUUUAUCUUAUAUAAAAAGUGUUUACAUGGUAUUUGUUAUACACACUGUUGUCUUGUGCUUACGCGACCAUCUGAAGUGCCGAGGUGGAAGUAAAUGUAGGGAUGAAAGGACAAAGAUUUCACAGUGCUACAAAUAUUAUAAUAGGCUACACUAGCAACCAGAUCACAAGUAGUUUUUUUACAUCAACAAUAUCAUUGCUUUGAAAACAGGUAAUAAAGUUAACAAGGAAACAGUAUUUUUCAGUGUAUCAGCCCGAAACAAAUGACUAGCUGACCAGGUAAGCAGCAUUCUGAAAACUGCUUUUAGGUGGAUCUGAUUUCAAUUUCCUAUUAGAGUCCAGUGGCAGAAAUUUAUGAAGAUUUUACAAUUUUACUUCAUAUAUGAACACAUCCAAAAUAUAAAAUACAAGUAAAAAAUAGUUUAAAUGAAAUAGCUCUAAAACUUGCAAAAAAAUGUCUUCGUGCUUCUAACACGAUUAUUGUUAAAAAAAGGAAACAUUUUAUCAGUUUCUUUCCCGAUUCUCUUAAAUUACAGAUGAAAGGUAUCUGAGUUUUCCUUUUCAUGUCGCACUGUUAAUGUGCCACUACACUUCUUUUCAUUGCCUUUUUGUGUUUCACAUCAAUAAAUAAGUAAUGCAACUUGAAACACAGUAAAACAUUAAGAAAAUCAUACGAUGUUUUUAUUCUUGACUGUUUAAUUAUUUCAGUUUGUGUAAUUCAUUAUAACUAGAGCGUUUGUUUAGUGACAAAACUAUGCUCCGUGUCUACUUUGUGUUGUCUUGUCGCAGAUUAGAAAGCAUUUGAGAAUUUCAUGACAUACAAUUUAAUUUCUAUAUAUUGACAACAUCAAUAGCAUCAGAGGCUUGACAAAGGACACAAUGUAUCGUUAGUCAUUGUCAUAUAAUCUUAGUUUAAGUACCAUUCUUAUCAGAAAAAAAUUUGUCUAAUGACUGUAGAAAUAUUUUUUGAAUAUUGUAUAUUUUAUUAUAAUGUCUAACAGCAUGGUGAAUAUUGAUAUUUAAUCAUCAUUUCAAAAGAUAUUAACACCAUUUUAACGCACCUAAAUUCUCGAUCAGUGGAUGUAUUCAUUGUUCAUACACCGACCUAAGAAAGGAAACGGGAUGCAAUGUAAGAAUUUUAAAGUGUUAAACCUGAUUAGUCGACCAAGGUCAUGCCUAAAAUGAGGACGAGCUGGUAGAAGAGGAUUAAAAAAACAAAUCUUCGACAACCCGGUGCUUGUUGUACAGCACCUGCAACAUGGAAGGAUCUGUACAAAAACUUCGUUUAUUUCAAGAAGGUUGUUGUACGAGGCUUUAUGGAAUGUCCUACGGAUAUUCAAACUGGUGAAAGGCAUUGUACGCACAACCGAUGCACUGUACGACGUUUCCAGAAGCUCAGUACAGUUCAGCAUGCUAGUGGGUAAGGUCUUCUCCACGAUGAUGGCUGUGUAUCAAAGUUGUACUCUGUCGCCAGUGCUAUUUGACAUCUACAAGAAAAAAGGACAUACUUCAAGACCAUCACACUUUUGUGUUUAUCGGGUGGAGGCCGUUCAGUAGUCUCCUUAAUGCUGACAACAUUUAACUACUGUCAGGAAACAAAGGCGAGCUACAGACACCGAUGCAAGUGAUAAAGGAUGAAGAUGAGGGUGGAUAAGAGCCAAGUUAUGGUGAGCACCACGGGAUGUAGCGAAGGGGAGGUUUGGACUAACAGAGUAGAGCCAGACUCAACAACAUUUGGGACAGCUAAAGCAUCAGCUCCCGCAUCAAAUUUAGGCCUUUUUCUUUUUAUUUCUCAAUGAUUGUAAAACUAACCUGACGAUUUUACUACUGUCAAGCAACAGAAGCUGGUAUCAUUUUGACGACCUGGCACCUCAACGAAAAAUUAAUUGCUGAAAAAAAAUUUGGUACCGAGCAAGUCAAUCCUUCAUUUCAAAAUUGAACUGAUUACAUGGAAAUACAACUUAGACAUGCAGUGUAAAACGCGCGAUUCAUGUUAAUCAUUUAAGUCUAGAAAAAUGUCUUCACAUGCUGUCUUAUCAGACCUUUUUUAUAUCAUUGACCUAUUGUAUUUGAAGCUUCUUCCCAUGAUAAAUACUUCUUUUUAUUAUCUCUGUGUGUCAUGAUUAUAAAUUUUUUAAACCUUUCUCUGGUGUCAGCCAAAGCCUCAUGUAAAAAGAUGACAUUUUGGUAAAUUUUCUCUUUAUUAUGCCUUCAACUUUUUAUAUAACCACUCACUGCAUGUUUAUAUAACUUCAGAUUCUUUCUUUAUGAAUGCAAAUCCAGUCCUAAAUAAUAGCGAUGUAGUUAAACGGUGCAUUAAGUCUUUGCACUCAUUCUUGUUCUAAUUGGUAGUUUGUAAAAAAAAGAAAAUUUAAUAAAGAUGAGGACUGAGAAAAAAAAAAAGAUUUGUUCAAGGCACUUUGAAGAAGACUGCAUAAACAAGGCACUGAUCUUAUUGUUGACUCAUUUAUUUACUUUUUCUCUUUUCUCUACAUGCUUUUAGUUCGCGACUACAAAGCUUCUACAAUUUUCACAUAGCAGAAGAUGUACCUAUAAAAAACCAAUUUAGUUAAUAAAAAUCGCGUCGUUCAUUAAAUUACUUGAGAAGUUAUUGAUGAAAUAUUUUUCUUACUUUUUAAAAAGUCGUCGUAUAUAAAUAGGCAAAGAUCAACACUAGUGCUUUCAGUUCACAACCCCCCACCCCCUUCGCCGACAGAGAUGAUUUAAGCCGUUAUCUAGGUUUUAGAUGUACACAUCGACAGUGUCGACUGAUUAGCUCCCUGCAACUUUUGCACAAAGAGUUGAUGUCGAGCUGUCACAGCAACCUUUUCGCGCAAUACAGGGAGGUCUGGGAGCCUGGGAGAGACUUUUCCCGUUAUUAUUUUUAAAAAGAAGAUGCAUUUGUUGAAUGUUAGCUUGUGUGUGUGUAAGACAGAGAGUAAAUGCAUUUUAUUAUGUGUGUUUUUGAAGUUCACUUAAAAAAUAAGGGACACGUAUUAACACGAAUACAUGGAUGACAUUAUUUUAGACAGAAGGUUAUUAGAUUGUUAAGAAUAUUAUCUUACCUGUGUGAAAGCAAUAAUUUUGUAAAAAAAUGAGAUCUUUGAAGAAAGUUAAGUAAACAUGGAUUCUAAUUUGACAAUCUUAAAGACUUGCAUUUGUUUAGCUGUUACUCGCAGUAACCUCUACUAACCUUGGUAGAUGCUACAG
This is a messenger RNA of Pomacea canaliculata, 5632 nucleotides long. RefSeq lists its product as uncharacterized. Bases 285 to 1730 code for a protein of 481 amino acids. The record is from RefSeq and is a predicted model, not a curated record. Lineage: Eukaryota; Metazoa; Mollusca; Gastropoda; Architaenioglossa; Ampullariidae. Gene Ontology annotation, molecular function: protein binding. The transcript is spliced from 4 exons.